AUGUCUGGAACCGAAGCAGCCGGCCCUCUGAGCAAGGAUGUACUCCUCGUCUUUCUUCCCGGGGCGGAGGACACGGAAUGGACCGGGCGCAUCGCCAAACGGCACCCCGGCCUCGAGAUCAUAUGGUUCAACGCCUUCAAACCCGGCAAUGAAUUUACCAGGCCCGAGGAGUUUGACCAGGAAAUGUGGCAUAGGGUUACCAUACUGGCAACCUACCUUCCACCUCCUGCGCAUCUGGUGCCCAAGGUCCGCUACAUUCAACUCAUCUCCGCCGGCGCCGAUAAGUGGCCGAGCCACCCGAAGUAUCAGGACGAGAGAGUGCUCUUCUGCACGGCCAACGGAGCCCAUGCACCUCAGAUCGCCGAAUGGGUCAUUGGCACAUGGUUGUCGCAUGGCCAUAAGUUCCAGCGGUAUGCCAGUCUAAUGGAAACGGGCAAAUGGGAGCAAUCCUUCGAUGUAAGGGUCCAAGACUCGCCUGGCUUACGGAUGGGCAUUUUAGGUUAUGGUGCUAUCGGCAGACAAUGCGCGCGCUUAGGCAGUGCGAUGGGCUUGGAGGUCUAUGCGUACACGCGAAACGAGCGGACCACACCUGAGUCGAAAAAGGACGACAGCUACUGCGUCCCCGGGACCGGCGAUCAGGAUGGCCUCCUGCCCGCGAAGUGGUUCCACGGGCCUACCAAGGAGAGCGUUAACGACUUCCUCGCGCAAGACCUGGAUCUGUUGGUCAUCAGCCUGCCAUUGACGCCGGAAACGCAACAGAUCAUCUCGGAGGAGCAGUUCGAGAUCCUCAGCAAGAAGAAGACCUUCGUGUCCAACAUCGGCAGAGGCGGCCACAUCAACCAGGAGGCUCUGAUCAAAGCGCUCGAGACCGGCCAGAUUCGGGGCGCCGCGCUAGACGUGACAGAUCCGGAGCCUCUCCCGAGCGAUCACCCGCUCUGGAAAGCUCCGAACCUUCUCAUCACGCCCCAUAUCAGCUGGAAGAGUCUGAGCUUCUUCAGCCGGCUGUUGGCUAUCAUCGAGGCCAACCUGGAGAAUCUGGCUACCGACAAGCCUCUGAUUAAUGUGAUCAACCGCAAGCUGCACUAUUAA
Molecule: messenger RNA, 1089 nt
Organism: Anthostomella pinea
Lineage: Eukaryota; Fungi; Ascomycota; Sordariomycetes; Xylariales; Xylariaceae
Source: the annotation of a GenBank genome assembly